Molecule: messenger RNA, 2621 nt
Organism: Pseudovirgaria hyperparasitica
Lineage: Eukaryota; Fungi; Ascomycota; Dothideomycetes; Acrospermales; Acrospermaceae
Product: ClpP/crotonase
Exons: 1
Coding region: 438-2621 (727 amino acids)
Biological process (GO): biosynthetic process
Molecular function (GO): catalytic activity
Source: RefSeq, a predicted model, not a curated record
CUAUGGUCAUUUUGAGGCGCAAAGUGGUCGUAAUCCAACCAAGGCUGGAUGGGGAAAUGGAGGUCAUCCAGAAUACGAUAUUAACAUUAACGGUGUACACGCUUCCUUAUCACUCAGAGAUCAAUUACCAGAUUCGUUGAGCCACAUGCACUCUGCCGUCAACUGCAAGCAGAGAGCGUGGUGCCCGGCAUCGCCGGGGUGAGGUAUGAUCGAGAUACGAGCAAUGCCUCGACGGCCCUUGUACGGUGAUACUUCAAGAUAUUGUCACUAGGUGAUAGUGAGACAUUGAAGUGUAAGUGAAUUUGAUGAGUUCGGCGGCAAAGUGGGUCUGGGACAGAUUAGUUGGCGGUGACAUACAGAUAUAAACAUGUCUGCACUGGUAAGAGCGUUCGUCUUGUCCAAGCCCUACCUUCUUUCAGGACAAGUUUUCAGCGAAAAUGAGAAUUCUCUUCCUCUGUACAGCUCACAACUCGCUCUCGCAGCGUCUUUACCUUGCCUUGUCACCGUCUCAUGAUGUUACCAUCGAACUUGCCAUAUCCGAAGAUGUCAUGAUCACUGCUGCUGAGCUUGCUCGACCUGAUGUCGUCAUUUGUCCUUUCCUCACAGCGCGAGUACCGAAAGUCAUCUAUGACAAUUACACUACGCUCAUUGUGCAUCCGGGGCCUCCUGGAGAUGUUGGACCCAGUGCAUUGGAUUGGGUUCUGUUGGGCGACGAUGGUAGCAUCGAAAACGCGACAGAGCUACUCAAAAUACUCGAUAAUAGCCCACCUCGGCCGGGACGCACACAUUGGGGUGUCACGGUGUUGCAAGCUAUCGAAGAGUUUGACGCUGGUCCUGUGUGGGCCUUCGAGCAAUUUCCUCUUGACAUCGAUGAACGAGGCCUCACUAAGUCUAGCUUAUACCGAGGACCAGUUUCUAGGGCGGCGAUCUCCUCUGUUUUGGUGGCUGUUUCACGGAUCCAGGAGACAGCACGAGUCUCAGCCGAAGGCCGUCCCUGUGUCUUUCACAAAGCUUCCCCAGAUUUCAGGCAUUUGUCAAUCGAGAACCGUCUACCGUUUCAGGGUGGGAGGUUGUUCCACAGGCCACUGCUGAAGGCAGCACAGCGUAACUUCGAUGUAACCAGGCACACAGCACAACAAAUCUCACGACGUAUCAGAUGUGGCGACUCACAGCCUGGUGCUCUCAGUAACCUGUUCGGUCUUGGCUUGUACCUAUACGGCGGUCUUGUCGAUGAGACACCAGGUGGACCCAAUUCAGGAGUUAUGCCUGCCGCCUCACCUGGUACUAUAGUUGGCAUUCGCAACGACGCUCUAUGCAUCACUACAUGCGAUGGGAAGGGCGUGUGGAUCUCACAUAUUCGCAGGGUCAAGAAGUCAUCUGAUGUUGCCCUUUGGCCCAAAAUUCCAGCAGUGUCUGGGCUCCUCGAGCUCGGACUCCUUGACAUCUAUGAGAUCGAAAAUUUAUACUGGUCCGCACCGCCUGACUGGUCUAGAUCGCCAUUUGCUACGAUGCAGGAUGUCUGGGUAGAAUUAUCGACGUAUAAUGACUCGUGCUUGGUAGCAUAUCUGCACUGGGAGUUCUAUAACGGAGCUAUGUCGUCAUCUCAGUGUUCGCGUCUCGUCGAAGCUAUGGACUACAUUCUGAGCACUUCUACACCAAAGAGGCCAAUCCAUGCUGUCGUGCUCAUGGGUGGAUCCUAUUUCAGCAAUGGUAUAGAUUUAAAUGUCAUAGAGGCUAGCCAAAGUCCUGCUGAGGAAAGCUGGAUUAACAUCAAUCGUAUCGACGAUGUUGUCCAGUACCUGCUACUGGAGUUCCCUCGACGGAAUGUCUUGACCAUCGGGGCUCUGCGAGGUAACGCCGCCGCCGGUGGUGUCGCCUUAGCUGCAGCUUGCGACGUGGUUAUUGCCGGCUCCGAGAUCGUGUUGAGCCCAGCAUAUCGAGGCGUUGGGCUGUAUGGCUCAGAAUACCAUACGAUUUCGUACCCAGGGCGCUGUGGCGCACACAAAGCUAAAGAGAUUCUGCAGUCUAUGACUCCAAUGAGCCCAUUUGAAGCGCGUUGUGUUGGUCUUGUGGAUCAUGUUCUGAUUGGCAGUGGCUUUGUCUUGGACGAGAAGAUACGUACUCACGUACCAUUCCUCUUGAAGUCUGUUUUGUCUGGACAUGGGUUUUGGAAGUCUACGCAAGAUCUCAGUGCAAUGGCUCUUUCCAAAGCACGCACACUAGAGCUUUGCGAAAUGUCCAAGGAUUUCUUCAGCGCCCGAUCCGUGCGUUACCAUAGCCGCAGAUUCAACUUCGUCAGGAAGGUGAAGAAUCACCACACACCGCUUCGCUUUGCACGACAUCGCCGCUUAAACAGCAGAUGUCUCGACGAGGAGGAAAAGGACUCGUUCGACGAUGUUCGGUACUAUCAACGUCAAACCGAGUAUGACUUGGUGACCAGGCUCGAGGCUGAAUUGCAAAACCGGGAAGUGGAUUCAAGCCAGAGCAAGGUAGAAAUCUUGAAGAAGGCUGCCGAGCCACUCUUCUCAUGCUACUACAAAGCGGUUGAUGAAGUUUUCACUCCGCCACGAUCGCCUUCAGCAUCACACGAGGAGACGGCGAAGAAUGAGGUGCCCAUUUGA